AUGGCUGUCGACACAGACGUGGUGGCUGAUGCCUCCAACCUAGAGUCGGAGAAGCAAGCAGACGACUUUAUCCCUCUCGGCGGAGACGAGGACUUUGUCGCAUUUGCGGCGGACGAGGACGAGGACGAAGACGAAGACCCGUCCUACGACAAAACCUUCCACCCCCACCGAAUCACUCUUCCCACCUUCCGUCGCUUGCUCGCCUGCUAUGCCACCACUGCGGAGCAGGUAUAUCGGCGCAAGAUGAUGGUCAAGUUGCAGCCCAAGCCGGCAAAGGGAUCAUUGGCCAAGUUGAAGAAGCGUGCGGGCUCUGCGUCUGCCACCGCCACAGGCGCGGCUCUGAUUCAGAAAACGGAUUUCAAUGCCUCUGAGCAGCGGUAUAUCCAGACCGAGACGGACAAAUAUCUUGAAUUGGACCAGUUGCGGUACGAGGGGCUUCCCAAGAAGGUCGCGGAGAGGAAGACGGGUGAUGAUGGGGACGAGAAGAAUGGGUAUUUGAGUAAAGACGAGUUGCUUUCUAUUAUGGAGUGGAAGAUGAAACACGGCGUGGCCCGUCCCACUCUCAUGGGAAACCUCAAAACCAACCAGGCCAACCUCGUGCGGAAAUCCACUGCCGCAGCGCUGUCCGCGCUCCCUAUCGCAGACCCCACACUCUACCCAGACGAGGCAUUCCCACGACCUAGUCUGGACGCACUCACUAAGCCACUGCGCGGCGUUGGCCCCGCCACAGCAUCAUUGAUCCUAUCCAUCUCCACGGCUGCUGGCGAUGCCUCCCACCAAAUACCAUUCUACAGCGACGAUGUGUAUCUCUGGCUAUGCCUAAAGGAUUUCCCGGAGCCCGAGGAUGCGCGAACACCCCAGCCUCUGAUCAGCAGCGGCGGAGCAAGCACGGAAACAAAACCAAAGAAAAAGCCAUCAAAGUACAAGCGGCCGAAUGGAGAGCUGAACGUCAAAUACAACGCGAGCGAAUAUCGACAGCUGUGGAACGCCUCCUGGGAACUUCGGGAGAGAUUGAACCGCAGCAUGGAUACCUCCGACCAAGAAGAUGGUGAAGCCGAGGACGACAAUGCGCAGCCCAUUUCUCACAAUGAUAUUGAGAAAGUUGCCUUUGUGCUGCGCAACAUCGCCUUCUCGGGCUUCUACCAGGAUCAAGAUCCAGAGGCUUUUCUAAAGGCGCGCGCGGCGAUUGAAAAGGCAAAUCAGCCUCCCCCGGAUGAUACGCCGAAAAGACAUAAGAAGAAGCGGAAGCAUGAUGAGAAGGAUGGUGGGUCGAAGGGCAAGGGGUCUCGCAAUAGCAAGAGAAGCAAGCAGAAUUGA
This is a messenger RNA of Penicillium riverlandense, 1317 nucleotides long. RefSeq lists its product as uncharacterized. The transcript is spliced from 2 exons. The record is from RefSeq and is a predicted model, not a curated record. NCBI's taxonomy places the organism in Eukaryota, Fungi, Ascomycota, Eurotiomycetes, Eurotiales, Aspergillaceae. Bases 1 to 1317 code for a protein of 438 amino acids.